Messenger RNA from Rubroshorea leprosula, 2608 nucleotides. NCBI's taxonomy places the organism in Eukaryota, Viridiplantae, Streptophyta, Magnoliopsida, Malvales, Dipterocarpaceae. The record is from the annotation of a GenBank genome assembly.
CUCUGCAACUUGCCUCCUCCCAGAUGAUGGAAUGAUCCAAGUCAUCCAACAAUGUCGGAUUCUUCUCAACCUAACCAGAUCUUGACCGUUCAGCAAAUCAUUGGUAUCAUACCUUCUUUGAUCGAAUCUCUGUCACAUGCUAGGGAUGAUAUCCACCCAACCCCCAGGGAAAGCGGCGGAGGAAAUGGUGGCGGUACCGGUGAGGCCAAAGGGAGCGGUGAAAGCAGAAGUGAGGGUGUGAUCAAUGAUGACCACUCGAACAGCGGACAAACCGGCGAAAUAACCCAAGUUGGUAGUGACGGUGGCAGAGAACGUGGGGAAAAUGAUGAAAUCGUCGAAACUGGCGGCGAAAGAAGGGACAAGACAACAACCAGUGGUGAUGGUGGCGGCCAGGAGCAGGUAAUCAACGCCGACAACAAUAGUACCAACUUAAACAACAGUAGCGGAGCCGAUAACCAGAAAACCCCGGAUGAAAAUGUCAGCUGUUGGGGUUUGGGAUGCUGUGACACCCACGACCAUCGAAAUGGGCAUGACGGUGAUAAUAAAGAUGGCGGCAGCAAAGACCAUAGCAGUUCCGAUUCCAUCCGAAGAGAGAAGGUUCGGCUUCACGGUGAGUUGGGAAGAUUAGUGAAAGAUCUCAGUUACAUCCAAGAUUCUUUCAUGAAACUCAAGGAGUUGGAAGAUUCUCUCAUCAACCAAAUUAAAGAUCUUCGACAACAAGGGAACAGUCUUGAGAGUAUAUGCAAGAAAAUAACACAGUCAGAAGAUUUGUUCCAUCCCAAAUCUCUCCAAUCCAAAAUUCACAACCUUAGCAAGAUGAUCGUGAGGUUAAAGCUCCAGAUUCCAUUGCUGAGCAAGAUGUCGGAUUUUGAUGGUCGUCACAACCAAGCAGGUAAUGAGAUCAAUGUAGGCCGUCUUGUUGAUGAAUUGCGCAAGUUACAUAAAAAUGGAAUGUUUAGUAGUGAUCCAGCUUUUAAAGAUGUUGAGAAUAGGUUUUCAACCCUUGAACGGGAAUCCAAGCUUUGUUUGUUGUAUUUUACUGUAUUCCCUGAAAAUGUGGUGAUUGAGAAGAGAAUGCUGAAAUAUUGGUGGGUUGGAGAGGGCUUUGUGGAUCCUGAGAAAAAGUCAGGCUCAGCUGAGAAAUUUGCAAAUGAUACAAUGAAGGAGUUGUUGUUGAAAGGAUUCAUUGAGCCAAUCAUCAGAAAGCGAAGAUUGAUUGGCUACAGGAUGCAUCCUUUAGUUCGUUCUGUGUUGGUUAGUCUCGCCAGUAAGGUGGCAUUGUUUAGUUUUGAUGAAUUUGGAAAUCCAACUGCAGACUUUAAUUCGUCUCUCACAGCAUGUUUGGUGAAGACUGACGAUAGAACUUCUCAGGAAGCAUUGGUGAAGAAGGGUGAUCCGGAAAAGCUGCAUGCUUUGUUCAAUGUCAAUGAUCCUUAUCCUGAUUUUAAUGUUGAGUGGUUCUCCAGGUUGAAAAAUGUUAAUGUUAUUUCUCUAGGUAGGUGGCAGAGCACUACCGCGCUGCACAUUGAAGUUGAAAACACUGAAUUCUUGAAGGGUAUGAAGAAUAUGAAAUAUCUAAGGUUCUUCAGCCUUGAAGGUGUCUCCAGGAUUACUCAACUUCCUGAUGCCAUUUGUAUGGUUCCCAACUUGAGAAUUCUGGAUCUCAGUGCCUGUCACAACCUACAGGUUCUUCCGGAGAAGAUAUUCCUACUGAAGAAGCUGACACACUUUGAUGCUUCCAACUGUUACAUGUUGGAUAACAUGCCGAAGGGGCUCACUUCGCUCACAGAACUCCAGGUCCUUAAGGGAUUUGUGAUUAGUGAUCAGAAAAGCAAAUAUACAUGUAAGUUUCAUGAGUUGGUUGCGUUGAAGAAACUUAGGAAAUUGAGCAUCUAUACUAGUGAGAAAGAUUUUCCAACUCCGGAGGAUAUGAAGGAUUUCCACCAAAUUACAUCACUUCGGAAACUUUCAAUAGAAUGGGGUGGGAAUUCCUUACAUGACAAGCCUUCAAAUUCAGCAGAUCAAAAAGAAGACUCAAUGGGACUUCCUGAGAACCUAGAGAAACUGACCCUCAAAUGUUUUCCUAGAACUAAAGAACAAAAUUGGCUGAGUCCAAACAAGCUGAAGGAACUCAAGAAGCUGUCCAUUAUAGGAGGAAAUCUUCAAGAACUGGAAUCUCGGGAGGAUGAGGAGUGGAUGGCAGUGAGAUUACAUUUGAAGUUUUUGCGCGAGUUAAAGAUGUGUUGGAGAGACCUGCAGAAGUCAUUUCCACACUUGAUUUAUCUGGAGAAAGUUGAUUGCCCCAGGCUGACCUUCUUCCCAUGUGAUGAUGGCGGAGUCUGGUGGAAGAGGGAAUCUCCUUCAGAGCAGUAUUUUGAGUUAGUGUCAUAGUUCACUUUGUUUGCUUGAUAUUUAAUCCACAAUAAGGACUCCAUUCUACUUUCCUAGCAAACAUUUGAAUACCAAGUUAAAGUCUGUUCUUGUAUUGUUUGGCAGCUGUUUUUGUUCAUGUUUGUUGCAGUGUUGGUGUUUUAUAUCCAAUUUAGUUACCCCACUUUAUUCGUAUUAUUGAAAAUUUCAUUUGUUACAAUAAUUGAAACCUGUCUUU